Molecule: messenger RNA, 2065 nt
Organism: Engraulis encrasicolus (European anchovy)
Lineage: Eukaryota; Metazoa; Chordata; Actinopteri; Clupeiformes; Engraulidae
Product: transcription termination factor 1-like
Exons: 2
Coding region: 268-1887 (539 amino acids)
Biological process (GO): termination of RNA polymerase I transcription
Cellular component (GO): nucleolus
Molecular function (GO): chromatin binding
Source: RefSeq, a predicted model, not a curated record
CAACAGAUCACGGCUCGCCUCCGCUCCAAGUUACUGACAACAUAUUGCAGGUCUCGGCUGGCUGUAAUAUUAGUAGGAGGACGUUGGAUGUACAAACAUGGAUAUAUCUGCCAGCACAUGCUGUGUUCAGUUUUUUAGCGAAGACUAGAGCGUAGAUACACUGAACUUCCCUGCUUGAACAGAAACGUCUGAUGUCCAUUCGGCUGUGGGCAGCAACGUCAACAUUCUCCCACGUGUGCUGCUGUUGCUGACUUCCUAACGAGCGCGAUGGAAGUGGAGCUGGUGGUUCAUAAAAAGAAGAAGAAAAAGAACAAGAAACGUCUCACAGCGGAGUUACCAGAAGCUAACUAUGGAGGAGCACAUCAGACACGCGAUGAAGAACGCCUUCACAAGAAGCAGAAACAGAAAAAGAGGAAAACCAAAGAUGGUGGGAGUUGCGAUGUCAGUGCAGCCGAGCCGCUUCAGGCUGAUGGGGCUGAAAGAAAGAUGAAGAAGAAAAGGAAACAUGAACGGGAGAGUCUUAUUGUAAACCCCGUGGUGAUGGAGGACAGCAGUUGUCAAGAGAUGGAGGAGAUGAAAAAGAGGAAGAAAAGAAGAAUUGGGGAGACUGAACAUCCAGAAGAGGGUGCAGAGGUGACUGUCACACCCCUGCAGACAAGCGGUGAAGCAGCAGCAGGUCAGAAACCUGCGAAGAGCAAGUCUGAAAAGCCCAGGAAGAGAACAGAGAUGUUACCUGCUACAGGCACACAGCCACACACAGGCAAAGCAAGAAAAGUAAGAACCUAUAGACUGAACAAGGAAGCCAUCCUGCAGGAGAUCAAGGAGUACAUACCUAACAUCCGGGUCACCAAUGCAGAAAGUAUAUAUCAGUUCAAAAAGCAUGACCUUCCUCGUUUUAGAGAGUUUAAGAAGCAAGGUAUCCCUAUUCGAUUGGGGAAGUAUACUGUGGCCGAGAUCAAGCGCCUGAGACAGAAUGUGAAGGACUUCCUGGCUCUAUCGGGUAUAGAGAGUGAGACUAAGCUCUUCAUGCCUCAUCGCUUCCCAGAAGAACAGGACAUUCGCUGGCGGAGGAGGAAGUUGGGGUUCAUCAAGUGUUUGUGUGAAGGAAUACCACGUCCCUCCAGGAGUAUACGGUUUCGAGCCAGGGAUAUAUUCAACCUAGAGAAUUUCUUGGGAGGAAAGUUUACAGACGCAGAGACCAAGGACUUACUGAACCUGCACAAACUGCAUGGACGUAAAUGGAGGCUCAUCUCAGAGAAGAUGGGCCGCAGUCCAGCAGCCGUGGAGAAACGCUAUAAAACCAUUUGUGAGGGUCGAGGACCAUGGACGGAGGAGGAGUUUAGGACCCUGGUGUCGUGUGUACGACAGCAUCUGCUGAAGCGGGCAACACCUGGUGAGGAUGGCGACAUCGGCUCCGCGGUCAUCAAAAAAGUGGAUUUGUACAAGCGACUUCCCUGGAUGGCUGUGAGCAAGCAGGUUCAGACUCGUAGUUGGCUCUACUGCAGGUUGAAGUGGAUGCAAUACCUGACAUGUAAAAUGAGAACCGGCAGCGUCAUCAAAGGCAGGAAGACACUUGAGAGUCAAAUUCAGCUGAUCAAAGCGAUCAAUGAAAUGGUUGUGGAAGACGCAGCAGACAUUGUGUGGGAUGACCUCACUCAUCUGUUUGGGAACGCACACCCGGCCUAUUUACAGAUGAGGUUCCACCAGCUGAAAGUAGCCCAUGUACCAGGAUGGAACACCAUGGAGGACUUCUGUGAUGUCAUCGACCACCUGUACGAGAAGACGCUUCCUCAACUGGAGGAGGAGCUUAAGAAAUGCAGAGAGGAGGAGGAGGAGCCAACUGAGAGAGACUCCUUUAGGCUGUCUGAGAUCUUCCCUGACCUCUGAUAGGCUGAGGAGGAGGAGGGGUCAACUGAGGAGAGAGACUCCUAUAGGCUGUCUGAGAUCUUCCCUGACCUCUGAUAGGCUGAGGAGGAGGAGGGGUCAACUGAGGAGAGAGACUCCUAUAGACCGUCUGAUAUCUUCCCUGACCUCUGAUAGACUGUCUCAGGCAGAGGAGGAAGGU